AUGGCACUGAGAGGGAAACACAGUGCUGAAAAAGAGAUUUGCGGUAAUCAUGCCGAUCAUUACAUGAGACUUCCUGGGUGGAUGUACAUGCUGAGAGAAAGAAAUCCUGGAUCCAUUGUGCGUCUUGAGUUGGCCAAUGAUCGGAAAAGCUUCAAAUACCUAUUUGUCGCGUUAAGUGCAACUAUAAAAGGAUGGAAGUAUAUGCAUAAAGUUGUUGCUGUUGAUGCGACAUUUUUGACAAGCGAAUACAAGGGAGCAUUGAUCGUUGCAACCGCGCAGGAUGGAGAAUAUCACCAAUAUCCUUUAGCAUGGGGUGUGAUCGAUAGAGAGCGAACACAUGUUAAUAGGAGAGCCGGAAGAAAAGGUUCAAGAGGUGAAACCGUGGCUAAAUUGUUUUUUAAAUGUACAUCGGCUCACAGGGAGAAGGAGUUUGAAGAAUUUUACUCUGAUUUCAAUUACAGAUAUCCCAAAGUAGCGGAGUACAUGCAAAAGGAAGAACUUGCUUCGGAGAAGUGGGUGAGGUGUAAAUUUCGGACUCAAAGAUACAACUUAUUAACCACCAAUGGUGUCGAAUCAAUCAACUCCAUUUUGAAGAAGGCCAAAAGGUAUCCGCUACUCAGUCUGCUUGAUAUUUGUGUCGCGAAGACGGUAGAAUGGUUCAUUAGGUACCGGCAGAAACAUGUAGUGCUGAAUGAUUCUCAAAAGUUAACUCCGUAUGUGUACAAAGUACUGCAUGAACGGUUCGAGAAGGCCUGUACGUAUGAGGUUAUUGAACUUAACAGGUUGAGUGGUAUGUUUGAGACAAGGGAUGAAAAAGGUAGAAGACACUUGGUAAAUCUUGGUGAUAGAACCUGUAGUUGCAAAAAGUUUGAUGAGGAUAGGUAUCCAUGUAGUCAUGCAAUUGCAGCAGCACAUAAGAUCAGAAAAGGUAGUGCGAUUCACGAAUUAUGCUCUGAAUACUACUGGGGAGAGACUUGGGUCAAGGCUUACCAAGAGACUGUGUAUCCGGUGCCCGAUAUUUGUGAUUAG
Tarenaya hassleriana is the source of this 1029-nucleotide messenger RNA. RefSeq lists its product as uncharacterized. Bases 1 to 1029 code for a protein of 342 amino acids. Gene Ontology annotation, molecular function: zinc ion binding. NCBI's taxonomy places the organism in Eukaryota, Viridiplantae, Streptophyta, Magnoliopsida, Brassicales, Cleomaceae. The record is from RefSeq and is a predicted model, not a curated record. The transcript has 3 exons.